AUGUCAAAACAAGACGCAUACGAAGAAGAAGGCGUAGUGAAAGACGAAAACUAUAUCAUCAAUGAAGAACAUGGGUCUGAUGAGUAUGAUCCCGUGAAGUUAGGUGACCUUGAAAAACCUGUUGAUCCCAACGAAAUUCAACCUUUGGAUCACAAUUUACGCGAGUCGACGAAAAUAGUCCGUGAAACACCAGGAUUAUUUGCCGAAGACGAAAGUGGCUUCGAUCAAGAGGGUAGACCAUUACCUGUUGCUGAUGAUGAAAAAGAGAAAGAUACUUCAAGACAAUUGUCUUCUCUCGUUGCUGCUUCUCAUCGAGUAGGUCGUGAUGAAGCAUCUAAACGUGCUAGUGCUGAAAAAGCUUCGGAAUUGCACGAGAAAGUCACCGGACAGCCGUUGGAAAUCAAUGCAAAAGGUGAAGUCGAAACUGAUACUCCUGUUAGUCAAGGAUGA
Ambispora gerdemannii is the source of this 450-nucleotide messenger RNA. Lineage: Eukaryota; Fungi; Glomeromycota; Glomeromycetes; Archaeosporales; Ambisporaceae. The record is from the annotation of a GenBank genome assembly.